Sinocyclocheilus anshuiensis is the source of this 2160-nucleotide messenger RNA. RefSeq names its product calcium channel, voltage-dependent, gamma subunit 5a (gene cacng5a). Bases 282 to 1151 code for a protein of 289 amino acids. Gene Ontology annotation, cellular component: postsynaptic density membrane; AMPA glutamate receptor complex. The transcript has 7 exons. Gene Ontology annotation, biological process: neurotransmitter receptor transport, postsynaptic endosome to lysosome; transmission of nerve impulse; calcium ion transport. The record is from RefSeq and is a predicted model, not a curated record. Gene Ontology annotation, molecular function: channel regulator activity; voltage-gated calcium channel activity. Lineage: Eukaryota; Metazoa; Chordata; Actinopteri; Cypriniformes; Cyprinidae.
UCGUUGUGUCGUUGUCGGUCCGUGACCCGUCAGUGACGUGCAGAGAGAGGGAGAGAGAUGUUAGAGCAUCACAAACAUUAAGCCCAACAUGAUGUGAGACGCUUCUCACCCUAAACAUGUGUGAAGGGUUUUAGAGGUUCGACUUCAGCAAACCUCUCUGCAAUUAGAUAAAGGCUGUUGAACAUUUGCGUGAGAAGAACUGAAGAACGCGCGCGACAAAGGCACGUCUCAGCGCAGCUCCUGUUUUCUACAGCUUGUGCCCUCUGCUGCUGACGUGAAAGAUGAGUUUGUGUGGCAGGAAGGCACUGACACUCCUUAGCAGUGUGUUUGCUGUGUGUAGUCUGGGACUGCUGGGUAUUGCUGUCAGCACUGACUACUGGCUCUACCUGGAGGAGGGGGUCAUCUUGCCUCUCAAUCAGAGCACUGAAAUCCGUAUGUCUCUCCAUUCAGGGCUCUGGAGGGUCUGUUUUCUUGCAGAGUCACCAGCUCCAGCUACAGUGUUACCAACUGGUGAAUCAGGAGAGGAGAAGGGGCGCUGCUUUACAAUAGAGUAUGUGAUGCCCAUGAACGUUCAAAUGACGUCAGAGUCUACGGCCAGCGUUCUGAAAAUGAUUCGCUCUGCUACUCCUUUCCCACUGGUUAGUCUAUUCUUCAUGUUCAUUGGCUUUGUGCUGAGUAAUAUUGGACACAUCCGCCCUCAACGCACUAUUCUGGCUUUCAUCUCUGGAAUCUUUUUUAUCUUGUCAGGUCUGUCCCUGGUGGUGGGUCUGGUCUUGUAUAUAUCCAGUAUUAAUGAUGAGAUGCUAAACAGAACAAAAACAAAUGAAGCUUAUUUCAGUUAUAAAUAUGGCUGGUCUUUUGCUUUUGCUGCAGUCUCCUUUCUGCUUACUGAGGCAGCAGGUGUAAUGUCUGUGUACCUGUUUAUGAAGCGGUACACUGCAGAGGAGAUGUACAGGCCACAUCCAGGUUUCUACCGACCUCGCCUCAGCAACUGUUCUGACUACUCUGGUCAGUUCCUGCAUCCAGAUGCCUGGGCUCGUGGACGCAGCCCCUCAGACAUCUCCAGUGUAGCAUCCCUUCAAAUGAAUUCCAACUACCCUGCGCUCCUCAAGUGUCCUGACUAUGAUCAGAUGUCCUCAUCGCCCUGUUGAGAUUGCAAAUACACAAUAGUGAAAUCUGAGAAUGAGAGAUCUAGCUAGUUCUUAAAGAUGCUGUACUGGCAUGGCUUUGGCACCUGAGAUUGUGUUGUGUUUGGGUAGAGGAUAAACUUUAUUUCCUUGUCUUCGAGAGCCUUCAGUACUAAUGCAGUGAUUCUGAGUUUAGUACAUCAGAUGAUAGUAUCAUUUUCUCUGUUAUUUGUAGUUUACCACACUGAUGUGUAGCUAAUAGUACCUCUGCCUUUUUCUUAAAAGUCAGAUUUUUUUAGAUGAAUUUUAUUCAAACUGUCAGUUGGUUUUUAAUCAAAACUGCAGCUUUAAUUGAAAACAGAUGCAUGUUUUAUAGAAAAAUAGAGAACUAGAAAUUAUGGUAUAAAAUAAGUAUUUAAAUGAUUAUAUUUAUUCAUCAUGCUUAUUAAAGCACAUACUCAAUGAGAAGACACAUGCUAAUGUGACUCAACAUUAAUCUUGUUUCUGCCCUUAUGCACUUUAAGAAAGUAACCAUAACACAGAAUUUAAAUAUAUUGAUAUUUUAUAUUAUUGUUAUGUGUUGUUGUGUCACUGGUGAGACUAGCUGUGGUCUUUUGAUUAAGAGGCAUUUUGUGUUUGAUAUGAAUGUUAACAUUAUUGUAGUUUUAUUGUUUAUGAUUGUUUUUUUGUUUUUGUUUGCUAGUGCUUUACAUUCUGAUCUAAUCAGAAGAUCAACACAUCAGUGAUGCAGUGAUUUUUACAAGAAAAACAUUCUGUUAUUAUUGAUUGUUUCACUGUUUAUAUAUAUUGUAGAAAAAAUAAAUGUAAGGAAAAUUCUACGUAUGUUUUAUAACCAAUUUCUCCACUGUAUGUAUAUAAUCCAUAAUAUGUUUUUGCUAUGAUUUGAUACAAAAUAUGUAGAGUAAUUACAAUUUCCCCGCUUGAUAAAAUGUUAAAGCAGCAGCAUUUUUUUUUUUUUUUUGCCUUAUACAGUAGUUGACCUAUUGUACUCUUACAGGUUUCAGCAUAAAUU